AUGGAUUUUCACAGACCAAAUUCGACACUGAACUCUCUCGACAGGAAACCUUCCGCCUUUUCCUUUGACGACAACGCCACUCUCGACUCUAGCAUCCUGGACACGCCCGUCCUCAUGUCGCCCACCACCAGCACCCAGGGCAUCUUCUCACCCGACACUUCCAUCUGGGAGGACUUUUCAAAUGGCCAAUUCGUCGACCGCACUGCCACCAGCUCUGUUGUCAACACCAACGGCAACAACCCUUUCUUUACCGAGCAAAGCAACAACCCCUUCGCCCGGUUACCACCCAACCAAGCUGCUACCUACGGCCAGCAGUCAUGGCCCGUGACCGACAACUCUGGUUCCAGGACGCCCACAGCCCCCAAGCCGCUGAACCCCUUCGGCCCAGGUGACUUUGGAGCUGCACCCUUUGUCGAGCAGCAGCAGAUGCCCUUCCACGGACUCCCCGUGCACCAGAAUGUCCGACCAAGCGCCGUCUUCCCCUCUGCCCCAGAGCAACCCAUGUCGCCCCACACCCACUCCGACUGGAUGGCCUUCAACCAGCAGGAGAUGGACGCACGACCCGGACCCAAGCGAAUGAGGCCCAACACCCCUCCCCGCUCCUUUUCCCCACGUCGUGAUGGUGGCAUCCGGAAGAAGAACGCCCGCUUCGACAUCCCGGCUGAGCGCACCCUCGUCAACAUCGACAACCUCAUCCAGAGCUGCACCAACGAGGAAGACCUCAAGGAGCUCAAGCAGCAAAAACGACUCCUCCGCAACAGGCAGGCCGCUCUCGACUCCCGGCAACGAAAGAAGAAGCACACCGAGGAGCUUGAAGAGGAGAAGAAGCAGUGGAUGGAGAAGAUCUGCCAGAUGCAAGAUGACUUUGCUGCCAUGCGCAUCGAGUACGACGCUCUUGUUGCUGAGAAGGAGAACUGGCACCGCGAGUCCAUGGAGAUGCACCACAUGGUCAACCAGCUCCAGUUCGACAAGGAGGAGCUUGUGCGCAACCACACUCUUGAAACCGGCGAGCUUCGCAAGAAGGUCUCUGUCCUUACUGAACGCCUCGAGGCUGCUACUAGCAACGGCAUGGCUGCUGCACCUAGCUCUACCUUCACCGACUUUGCCUCUGAGAUGGACAACCUCAACAUGGGCAACAGUGACUGGGACAACUACAUCUUCGUCAACGACUUCGCUUCCGACGACCAGGCCACUCCCCAGCAGAACCAAGAACUUUCUCUUGUGUCCCGCAACAAGGACGAGGACAAGCCCGUCGCUUCUGGUCUCCUGCUUAUGCUCCUACUCUGCGGUGCCUUUGUCGCAAGCAAGUCCGGUAGCGCUCAGCCUCCCAUUCCUCGCAUGCCUGACGAGGUCCGUGCCGCUUCCGCUACCGUUCUCGACAGCAUCUUCAAGGAUGCCGGUGUGUCAUCUGCCAUGGGCGAGCAAGGUCUCAUUGCCAGCCACGUCACUGGUCUCGAGCCUACGCCUUCUGGCAUGGCUUGGCCAAAGACAACCAUGUCUGGCUCUGAACUCGCUGGUAUCUCUGGCUCGCAUCUUGACCAACUGCACUCUCAUCUCACUGGACCCACUAAGGAGCAAGAGCACGAGCAGCUGUUCUCCAUCACGCCCGACCAGUACAACAGCAUGACCUCUCUCGACUUUACUCGCUCGCGCUACAGCAUGACCAGCGAUGACCUCAGCGAUCCCCUGUCCCCUGGCUCUCAGCCUUCGCAUCGUCGCAACCUUGCCGAGACCCUCGCCGCCAUGCGUGAGCAAAGCAAGGGUGACUCUGCUGCCGAGAUCUACACUCGCAGUCUGCUCUGGGACAAGAUCGCCCCCGAGGUCGUUCACGAGUUCAAGCGCAUCGUCGAAGAGUCUGCUGCCAUGUCGCGACCCAGUACAUCCGACGGCACCAAAGUCGAGUGCUAA
Alternaria postmessia is the source of this 1908-nucleotide messenger RNA. RefSeq lists its product as uncharacterized. Gene Ontology annotation, biological process: regulation of DNA-templated transcription. Gene Ontology annotation, molecular function: DNA-binding transcription factor activity; DNA binding. The record is from RefSeq and is a predicted model, not a curated record. The transcript is spliced from 2 exons. Lineage: Eukaryota; Fungi; Ascomycota; Dothideomycetes; Pleosporales; Pleosporaceae. The coding region runs from base 1 to 1908 and encodes 635 amino acids.